Trichoderma virens Gv29-8 is the source of this 1293-nucleotide messenger RNA. RefSeq lists its product as uncharacterized. Bases 1 to 1293 code for a protein of 430 amino acids. The record is from RefSeq and is a predicted model, not a curated record. NCBI's taxonomy places the organism in Eukaryota, Fungi, Ascomycota, Sordariomycetes, Hypocreales, Hypocreaceae. Gene Ontology annotation, molecular function: oxidoreductase activity. The transcript has a single exon.
AUGUCGGGCCGGAGAGCCGUUCUUUCUGCGGCAAGACUUAACCACAUUCAUCUCAAAUCGUCUCAGUCUCUCAUAAACCCCUUCUCAACAGCGAGAGCAACAUCUCCAUCUGCACGAUGCCUCCGACAAUAUGCCACCGCCUCUCAAUCUCACUCCCGCCCCGUUAAGAGAUCCCGGAAAAUCCCCAUCCUCAUCACCACUGCCAUCCUCGGCGGCACCAUCUACUACUUCUCAUCCUCUUCCAAACCCACUCUCCUCAACACAGAAACCUUCAUCCCCUACACAAUAACCUCCCGAGAAGCCAUUUCUCCCACCUCAUUCGUCUUCACAAUCUCACCUCAUACCCCAGACCCUUCUCUCCCGUAUCUCACUCCCUCUACAUCCUCAUGGCGCUACCCCCUUUGGUCUGUCGAGUUCAAGCAGCCCCAGGUCCAAAUCGCCCGCCACUACACGCCUCUUCCCCCUCAAGAUUCCGAAGAUCCGGCUGAUGGAUCUCUUCGCUUCUACGUGCGCGCCAUCGGAGGCGGCGAAAUGUCGACGUACCUCAGCCGUCUGGGCGUUGGGCACGAUGUCUGGCUGAGAGGACCGCACGUAGGAUUCGAUGUCCCCGCGAGGCUCGGCGCAAUGGACAAUGUCGUCUUCCUCGCCGGCGGCACAGGCGUCGUCCCAGCGAUGCAGGUGGCCAAGGCAGUGCUGGAGCGGAGCCCAGAUGCGCAGGUGAAUAUCCUGUGGGCGGUACGCAAGAGGGAGGAGCUGCAGCGCGUCAGCAGUCCGAUACCGCGGCCCUCAUGGUGGCAGUUUUGGCAUGCGAAUAGCAGCAGCAAGCCAGUCGAAUUGCAUGCUCAGCUGCAGGAUCCUAGUCCCAUAGCGCAACAGCUGAAGGCCAUGAAGACGAAGUAUGGCCAGCGACUGCGUGUGCAAGUCGCCAUUGAUGAGGAGCAAACGCAGUUCCGCGAGGCAGACCUUCAAACCGCCAUCUCAGGGGGACAAAAUGGGCGUCUCCCGCUUAGCCGUUCUACCACAGGCCCCGGAUGCCGACUGCACGACUCAGCAAUGCUCGAGAUGGCCCCUGAGUUUGAGACCCCCGCCACAGCGGAGGAGUGUAGAUGCGGGCAUGGAGCUGGGAAAAACCUCUUCAUGGUUUCGGGGCCGGAUGGCUUCAUUGCUCACUAUGCUGGACCCAAGAGAUGGCUGGGUGGCCAGCAGGUUCAAGGACCGGUGGCUGGCGUGGCAGCUCAGCUUCAGAGAAGAUACCCAAAGCUGGCAGACGACUGGCUUGUGCUGAAGCUGUAG